AUGCCUUAUAUCUCUGUCUCUCUUCCAUUGCCCGUCUUCAGUCCUUCUUUAGCUGGGAGCAUUGAUCUCGGCGUUUGGUCAUCGCAAUUCGUUUUGCCUGAGUUUAAUUCCUCAAGUUUCUCUUUGGGUGGCUCUAUGGAGCUCAUGGCUGUUCCGGAAAGAAAGGUUUCUCCCCAAAAAAGAGGAAUAAGGAAUGGACCAAAAGCUUUGAAACCUGUUCCUGUGAUUGUUCUAUGCAAGAGCUGUGGUCGUGUCAGGCUUCCACACUUCUUCUGUUGCGGUGGGAAACCUGAUAAGGGUAAUACUGGUGAACAGAAUGGUAGUACAAGCUAAGCAAGCUGUUUGGGAUGAGGCACCGGACGUUGUUUCAUG
Abrus precatorius (Indian licorice) is the source of this 372-nucleotide messenger RNA. RefSeq lists its product as uncharacterized. Gene Ontology annotation, biological process: translation. The transcript has 4 exons. NCBI's taxonomy places the organism in Eukaryota, Viridiplantae, Streptophyta, Magnoliopsida, Fabales, Fabaceae. Gene Ontology annotation, molecular function: structural constituent of ribosome. Gene Ontology annotation, cellular component: mitochondrial large ribosomal subunit. The coding region runs from base 1 to 333 and encodes 110 amino acids. The record is from RefSeq and is a predicted model, not a curated record.